AUUACACUUUUAAAAGAUUCUGGCCACACCCUACCAAAUUAAUUAUUUUUUUUAAUGACCCCCUGUGGAUUUUAACCCACACCUUUGAAACACUGUCUUUUUGAGGGCAUAGAAUGGAAGCAUCCUGUCCAGGAAAGGACCAAAACCUUACUGUGACUGGAGUGGUUUUAACCAAAAUCACUUUGGCAUCUGUGAUUUUAAUCUUUUCCUGCAGGUCUGCAAUCUUCCUCAGGUCUCUCACAUGUCCCUGCAUUGAAAUACGGGGACAGGGCACCAUGUGGCUGAAUUCGGCUUCUGGGCUUAGUCCCAGUUCUGCUGCCAGUGUACCUAUGGGUGUCCUUUCCUGUCUCUAGACUCUGGGAGCAUGCACACCCCCUGCGUAGUCUUCCAGACAUGUAUUCCUGAAUACAGAGCAGUAUCUGAAUAACCCAUGGGGUCUGGCAGGUGGCCUGGGAGUGGGUGGAGUUGCCAGGCCAGUUUGUGGGGCCUGUGUAACCUCACAGUUCCUAACAGUUUCAGACUUUGGCUCCCAUUAGAACAGAAAGACAACAAGCCCUCCCUUCCCCUUGACACUUCAUAGAAAUCCCUUGAGGCCAAAAAGCUACAUUCUGUACCCUAGGGGAAGACUUGCAUCCAUUAGGCUUAGACAUGUAUUCACCAGAAGCAAGUUGGGCAGAUAGCUCGUGUGCUCCUUCAUGGCCUCCCUGGCCCAUGGCAGAUGUUGCUUGUGAUGAGUUCUGGCAUCCUCCCCGCCAAGCCUUUCUGGUAGCCUGGCCCUUGUUGCAACUGACUACGUUGAGAAGCAAGUGAAAGCUACUUGCCAUAUCUGACAAGUUUGGUACACCGAGCUCCAGAAGAGCCUGUGGCCCAGGGAAAGAGGGCCUAAGCAUUGAGAGAGACUGCCCACCACUAUCCAGGUGUGCAACAGCGGCAGGUCAUUUAACCAUGAACCUCCAGUGGCCCCACUUGUCAGACAGGUGGAUGUGAGGGUUACAUAAAGUUGUAGAUGUUAGGCCGUCCAUGGCGAGUGCUCAGCAAGGGCACCACCUUCAGGGGACUGGGUCUGCCUGCGUACCUGCCUGCCUCCUUGUUCCUCCUCAGGAGUUAGUGGCUGUGCCCCAUACCCACCCUGCCACCUCACGAGCAACUCUCCAAUCCAUUCUUGGCUCCCCUUGUGUUCAGGAACCUCAAACCCACUGAUGCCUCUCCAGUCUAGCAGAAGGGCUUUGACCACUUAAUUGAACAAGGGUUGUCUCUCCUUUAAUAUCUUAGGCAUGUGAAAGAAAAAGGGCAUGUGUUUGGAUUUUUUUUUAAAGUUAGGAAUCGUUUUUAAAUAAUUCUGCGAUAGGAAGAUCAUCAGCUGAAUUCUCUUAGCACCAUUAGGGACAGUCAAGCUUUCCAAGUUUUUCAUACAGUGUACUUAUGGUGUUUCUGGUGCUGAACCUUAGCAACUGUGAUUCACUUCUGCCAAAAUCUACCCCAUGGCCUGGGAGGCCCCAGGGUCUCACUUGUUUCUGGCAGAUGGGCUGUCUCAGGCCUUUGGCCCCUCUUGCUCUGGCAGUGAUGUCUCACUGCUGUGCCUUUCAGGUCACAGUGCUGCUGUUCGAGUCUGGUCAGCCUACUCCUGCCAUGCCACUGUGGCCCUGGAAACAAAAUGACAGAGGUUUUUACGGUUUACAGGCGCACAACAGUGCUCUCUUUGUUGCAGAGGGUGCCCAGCAGUGGGCCAGUAACAAAGGUAUUCGGUGGGUUUUACAUGGCCUUUGGCAUCCUCGGGUGGCCGGCAUCAUGAAGUGGUGGACUGGGCUUCUAAAAAAUCAAUUCGACGCCCUCACUCUACCUCCUGGUCCACACACUAGUGAAGCGGCGUGGCCGCUGAAUGUGGCUGUCCCUGGAAAGGGUUUAUCUCUAGACCAUCUCCCGGGUAAAGAUCAGGUCAAAGGGGUUGGGAGUUAUAGAGCCUUUUGAAAAUUUGGGAUUUCUACCUUCUUGGUUUCUGCAUAUGCUGCAUCUUCUUUUCCCCUAACAUCAAGCCCUGGCCCACCAGAAGGGGGCUUCAGGGAUUGAAGUUAAUUCUGGUUCAGCUCAGAAUGUUUCUUGGACUGACUGGUCCUAGGUCAUGAAAAUGACCAUUUGGUCAUCAAGUGCCUGCUUGCUAGGCUCUGUACAGUAGCCCACAUGAUCUCUGUAAAUUUAUAAAAACUCCUGUUCUAUUCACAUCUGACUCUUAAACAGAAGGUCUGCAUGUGAGUAGAUGAUAGAAGUGAAACUGCUUACUGGAUAGGAUACACACUGGUUUCAUGUCCUUGAAGGGAGAGCAGCAACCCGCACCUGGGGAGGGAAUGCCUUAGAUCCCAGGAUGCAGGGGUGCAGAAAUGCUUGCUUUGUCCUCUGAGUCUUACUGCACCCUGACAAAUGCCUGGUCCACACAAAUCCUACAGCAUCUGCAGCCAGCAGUGUGACCCGUAGACAGGCCCGUCCUGAACCAUUUUGCCAUGUCUGAUGUCGUCAGUGGCAGCUCCUGAAUGUGGGUACCACCCCUAGAUGCUUACAAAUGCUAGAACCAGCACAGCCUUGUUCUACUUUGGCUGACAAAAUCUCACACUUCUGAUGCCCAAGCUGCCUUGGGCUGUGCCAUGUAUGGGACUGAGGGUGCAGCUACUCAUUGGCAUGCCCAUGUGCCUUAACCAAGUCAAGGUAGUGGUGUUCCAAGUCAAGUUUAACAAACCCUGGAGCGCCCUAUGCCCCAGUACUCCAUGUGUUUGCAUGUGGGAAAGAAUGAACCACAGUGUCUGCAUUCAGCAUGGAGGCUACUUUUGGGUCUUGUAAUUAUUGAUUAUGACUCCAAGAUAAGUAGGUCAGUCUGAACUCCCUUGUGCAGGUCCUAAUAGAUGAUAGACUUAGCUUUAGAUUACAUCCUGGCUCUGAAAUAAGCCCUGCUCGUUCAUAGCUGGUCCCUGGAGUCAGACUCUGGACGGCAGGUUGGCCUCUUAUCAACAGGACUUAACUACUUACUCAGACUCCUGUUAGUAGCCUUAAUGAGUAUGAGGCAAACAAUUAAUUCGGUCCCAGCCUGUUAGAUGAAUCAGUGGUUGACAGAACAGCAUACUCAAGAAAGAUCACCAGAAGCCAGGAGGGGUGGCUUGUUACAGAGACAGUCUUCCAUGAGGGUCUCAUCUUACUAUAAGUCUUGCUGGGUGUGCCAAGAAUGCUUGACUGACAGCUGUUUACCUAGACCAUUUCUCAGGAUUGGGUUUGCAGUAAGCACCUGGAGGGAUGAGGUGAUGGCUUCCUCCAGGACGGAGCAGGCUUGCCUACUGCUCGCUGAAAAGUGGCAGGUUCCCUGAGCUCACGUCUGGCUCGUCAUGCAAAGCACUGCGUGUGCGGGAUGCAUCUGCAUCAUGGGACGAGGGAAACCCAGCACACAUGCUAAUGCUGCCUGCUGUAAUAAAACCUCAUGACUGACCCAGGAGUCACAAGGCUUCUGCUAGCUUUUGAAACAGUAAAAGGCUUAACUUACUAGCUCAUAGAGUUGAAAUCAAAUCCCAGAUACAACAGUCAGCUGGGUGGAGGCCAAUCUUGGUUUUCCCUAGCUGGGCAAGUCAGCCCCUUGGCACCUCCCUAAGGAUGGCCUGUCAAGAUUUGCUGCUAGUAUCCCAGAACAUCCAGGGCACUUUUGUCCUGUGGGGAGGGAACUGAGUUCCUGCAUACUGUGUGCUUAAGGUCAUCUGCUGAGAUGUGGUUAAAUUCAAAGAAAACAUUCCCGGACAGGGAUUAUAAUGUUUAUAGGACUGGGGCAUUCUGUUCCUGUAACUUAAGGGACAAAACCGGCCUUGCACCAAUUGCUUUUUUAAUGAGUGUGUAGGAGCAUGGCACCCCGUGGGAGGAUUCUCUCUUGAGCAAUCCAUGCCUUCCUAUCCCAUCUUGGCUUCUCUUGACACUAAAGUUGAUCUGCAGAAAUCUUGUCCUAAAUUUUAAGUAAAACCUUUAGGGUUGGCAUGCCCCUGUGAGGAAUGUGGGCGGGUAGGAUGUUAGGGAAAGGGUAAGCUGAUGUAGUAGGGAAAACCGUCAGUAUUGCAGGCCAGUUGGGAACCCAAGUCCCUAUUUCUACAGAGGGGAAGGCCUUGCCUAUUCCCUUAGGACCAAGUCACUUUAGGCAGAAAUGAGACAGGCAGGGGGAGGGAGGGCAGAGCCAUUAGAUGCCAGAGGUAGGCAGGGCCUGGAGAGCACAGACCUAAGCUACUGUCUGCCCGUCCUGUUAGCCAUGGUAGAUGAGAACUGAAUGGCAGGGAGCUAGUAUUUCCCAAGAGCAGAGGGAAUGGACAUGCACUUCUCUUAGGACCUCACACCUAUGUUUUUCAUUCAACCGUUUGUGUCUACCUUCCCAGUUUUAAUCUGGCCUCUAUUUGUAAACCUGAGUUAGGCAGAGAAGGGAAAUAAGGGACACUCACUGCCACCAAUAAGGAGUUGUGAUAUAGACAGGCUUCGAUGUCCAUUUGCCCCUUCCUUUCAAUCAUGUAAGUCCCAGGUUAAGGCCAGGUACAUGGCCACCCAGCUAGGAACUAUAUUUUCCAAACUCCCCUGCAGGUAGACCAUGGGUCUAAAUCCUGCCGAAAGGAUGUGUGCUGCUUCCAGGUGGGAUCCUUAAAAGGAAAUGGUGUGCCCUCCACUGCCCUUUUCCCAAAAACCAGUGGUGGCGGCCAGCCUCCCCAACAUUCAAAGGCAUCACCCUGGAGGGCUGCAGAGCAACCAGACAAGGAGCCUGGGUCUCUGGAUGAUCCGGUGGAGCACACCCACCUGCCUGCUCUGGAUCCACCAGCUCAGGUGUCCAUGGAAGAGGAAAGAGGUUACUUUGUAAGCCUCUUCAGGGUCUCUGAAAGCUGCAGCAUCCUAACUUGAAUGGGAGUGAACAGAGGGCAGUCUGGGGGCCCAGGCCAUGGUCCUGGACCCGCUCACCCUCCUCAGCACAGUAGGAAAAAGAACAUCUUGGGUCUGGAAGGCCACACCUUGGGUCUGCAGCUCCACUACCUGCUAGCCCAGUGCCCUUGGGCAUGAAACUACCUUUUGGAGGCUCAGCUGCCUCAUACAUGGCCUGGGGAUCCUCCUGCUGGUUUCAUGAGCAGUCAGUAAUAAUGCAAACUAACACUUAAGGAGCAUCUAUUUACCUUGCACAGGCUGACUCCAUGCAAAACUGUUUACCUUGUCGAGUAAGUUUCCAUUUUACAGAGGAGGAAACGGGCCCAGACUGUUGACUUAUUUAUCUAUAGAGCAGUAAGGGGUAGAAUGAGGAUUCACCUAUAGGCAGACACCUCCAGAGCCCAAACUUGUAGACAGUCUGCUUGCCCUAACCUGCCGUUAGCACAGUGCCUGGUAUCAGGUAACCUCACUAUUUCACCCAACAAUGGCAGACACCAAGUUCUGAGUCACUGUCCUGGGUGCUGAGCAGAGCAGUGUCCCCACUGGCAUUUACAGCAGGAGAGAGACACACUUUCUCUCACAGCUUGCAUCUAGUUGGUGGGCAAAGCCAUGAUCAUCGCUCAUCACCUCUUAGUUGGAGUAAAGGCCAAAGAACUUUGAUUCAUAAGCCCUCCUCCUCCAUCCCUCUGCAUUUCCUACCUCUCCCCUCCAUUCUCUGUCACUCUGAUCUUGUAGUUCUUCACUCAGGUACAUUCCUGCCUCAGGGCCUUUGCACUUGCUAUUCUCUUUGAGCACUCUUCCAUAUGUUUGUGUGGCUUCUCAUUUUCAGAUCUUUACUCAAAAAAGACUUCCAUGAAGCUUUACCUGGUAGCUGUAGCUAAAAUCUUGCCGCUUCCUAAUAUACCACAUAGUUAUUACCUAGUCCCCUUUGCUAUAUCUCUUGCUAUGUACUAAAAAAACAUUUUUAUUGAGCUGUUACAUAAACUCACAUUUUAAACGUACAAUUCAGUGAGUCUAAUAAUUUUCCCAAAUGGUACAAUUUACUGUAAGUCAGUCUUAGAACAUUAUCCCCCCAGUGAGAUCUGUCCAUUUACAGUUAAUCUCUAUUCACUCAGUUCCCAGCAACCACUAAUCUAUCUCCAGUCCUUUUCUGAGCACUUCAUAUGAGUAUCAUAUGAUGUGUAUGUUGUGUCUGGCUUCUUUCACCUAGCAUUUUUGACGUUCACCCGUGAUGUCAGGCAUAUAUCAUGUAUUUUUACUGCUGAAUAGUAUUUCAUUGUAUCAAUAAUCACAUUUUGUCUACCCAUUCCCCAGCCAACUGAUGGACAUUUUAGUUUCAUUUUUUCUCACAUACCGUACAUUUUAUUUGUUCUCCCCACUAAAAUAUCAGUUCUAUGAGACUGGACUUUCUUAUUUUGUCCACCUCUGUAUCCCCAGCACUUGCAUUGUACAGGACACAUAGUAGAUACUCACCAUCUGUGCUGAAGGAACGAGAAUAAAGAUAACUACAGGUCAUGGUAAGCAAGGACUAUGCUGGCCAUCAGUCGGGAAAGGGAGGCAGCAGGCAAGCAGGUAGGCCUCUGGGAGGAAUGUACUUUGUAGCAGAAACUCCAGUGCACAAGGCUGAUUACUGAGAAUUCAUCAUCUCCUGGCCUCAGCUGCCUGCCCCUGCCUAGAUGCCAACCUUGCCUGUCCAAUCCUGCAGGUACAGGCAGUCCGGCUGCUAGCUGGGCUGGAGAGGGACCUGCAAGGGCUAACUCCACAGCAAUGGAAGCAGAUGGCUCAGGGUCCUCACCUUGCCCAGCUCUGUGGGGAGGGAAGACUGGGCUCCCUGGCUGCCCCUUACCCUGAGUUCUCCCCAGAGUGAGAUGGAGGGGCACUUCAGCCACACUACCUGGGCGUGAAUCCCAGUUCUGGCCUGUUCAUGUUAUAUUUGCCCCUCAACUUAAUGGUUUGAUCCCUCCGUUUUCUCAUUUGUAAAAUAUAGUACCAAUACCUACUUUUUAAAAAAGAGCCAAAACAUUAUAAGCACUCUGUGCCAGGCAUGGGUCUAGGAAACUAGUCCACUUGAUUCUUAACCCAUAUGGUAGCUGUCAAUUACAGAUGAGGACACAGAGGCACAGACCAUUAAGUGAUCCAGCUGGGCUUCAAAUUCCACAGACUCGAUCCAAGCACAUACUCUUCACCCUUUCAGACACUACUUACCAAGCCACAGAGGGGUUGGUUGUUAGAGUGAGUUAACAAACAUGAAACCCUUGGAACAGUGCCUGGCACACAGCAAGCACUCAACGACUGUUGUUAUCAUCAUGGUACAAGAGGUCAUGGGGAGGCACCCUCCCUCUCAUUUCUUCAAAAGCAGGCCUCUGACCCUUUGGGGGAAUCUGAUGGCAGUUCUAGUUCCCUCCCCAGAAAUCUGCAGCUGCCCACAGCCCCACACCCAGACCCUGCUCACUUGCAAAGGCUCACUGGGUGGGGGUGGGAUAUAGCAUAGCAGACUGUCCACCCUCCCCAUUUCCCACGGAGGAUGAGUUUGGCGGUGCUGGGGAGGGGCUCUGACUCAGGGCUAAGGACUCUGAACAAAGGUUGGGUGGGGCUCCCAGAAUUCCUUGGGCCGGCAGGUCCACUGAUCCUGUGUCCUCCCUGCACGGCCCUGGCCCUCCAGACCCACUUCUCACCACCAUGGAGUUCGACUUGGCAGCAGCCGUCGACUCCACCUCCAAGAAGCCCCAGGAGGCAGGCCAGGUGCGAGACCCCAAGCACAGCCCCCCCAAAGUUCCGGGCCAGUCAGAGUCAAGAGCAGCUAAUAACCUGAAGCAGGACCACGGCCGCUCCUCAGACUCCAGCAGCAGCAGCAGCUCCAGCGACUCGGACAAGGAGGAAAAGCACGGAAGCACACCGGGCAAGGUCAAGACGCCCAGGGUGAAAAAGGAGAAGAAGGAAGAGAAGAACAAGGAAAAGAAGGCAGGGAAGAAGGGGAAGCCCCACUGACGGGCCUGGGCGGGGCUCAUUAAACCUUCUCUCGGCUCU
Manis javanica (Malayan pangolin) is the source of this 7944-nucleotide messenger RNA. RefSeq names its product chromosome 17 C19orf33 homolog (gene C17H19orf33). NCBI's taxonomy places the organism in Eukaryota, Metazoa, Chordata, Mammalia, Pholidota, Manidae. The record is from RefSeq and is a predicted model, not a curated record. Gene Ontology annotation, cellular component: nucleus.